Molecule: messenger RNA, 342 nt
Organism: Paracoccidioides brasiliensis Pb18
Exons: 2
Coding region: 1-342 (113 amino acids)
Biological process (GO): vesicle fusion; vesicle-mediated transport
Cellular component (GO): plasma membrane; SNARE complex
Molecular function (GO): SNAP receptor activity; syntaxin binding
Source: RefSeq, a predicted model, not a curated record
AUGGCCGACCACGAACAACCAUACGAUCCAUAUAUCCCGUCUGGAUCAAGCCAGCCUGCAACUACUGGAAAUGGCAAUCAAAGAACAGCAGCGCUCCAAGCGCAAAUCGACGAUACCGUCGGUGUAAUGCGCGAAAACAUCAACAAAGUCUCCCAGCGCGGUGAAAACCUCGAUUCGUUGCAAGACAAGACUGAUAACCUUGCCGUUUCUGCACAAGGAUUCCGUCGCGGCGCAAACCGGGUGAGAAAGCAGAUGUGGUGGAAGGACUUCAAAAUGCGCAUAUGCAUAAUUGUUGGCAUCAUUAUACUUCUUGUUGUCAUUAUUGUGCCUUCGGGUAUGUGA